ACAGCGAACACGCAAGAUGGCACUACUGAGUAUUUUGUUUGCUGUUCUAGUUGCGAAUGGCCCGGUGGUCUGGGCUGUAGAGACGUCGCCGGUUCAAGCGUUCCAAGACAAUGGUGUGGUGCCCGAUGUCAUCCCUAAAGCGCCAGUCGCCUUCGUUUCGAUAAAAUACCCAAGCGGAGUUGAGGUUCGAAAUGGUAACGAGCUCACACCUACCCAAGUGAAAGAUGCUCCGUCGAUGAUCUCAUGGGACGUAUCCCCAAACAGCUUCUACACCAUAGCCUUGACUGAUCCCGAUGCACCCUCACGCGCGGAGCCCAAGGCGCGAGAAUGGCAUCAUUGGCUAGUCGGUAACAUUCCUGGCAACGACGUGGCUUCCGGCGAAACUCUGUCCGCGUACAUCGGCUCUGGGCCUCCGCAGGGCUCGGGGCUCCAUCGCUACGUCUUCCUCGUCUACAAACAGCCUGGCAAGCUCACCUUCGACGAACCUCGUCUUGGUGAUCGAUCCAGGGACAAUCGUGCGCAAUUCUCUAUCCACAAGUUCGCUCAAAAGUACAAUCUCGGAGACCCGAUUGCUGGAAACUUCUAUCAAGCCCAAUACGAUGAUUAUGUGCCUUUGCUUUACAAACAGUUAGGUGCCUAAAAAUAUUAUACUAUGGAUACUUGUCAAAUAAAGCCUCAACCCUACGUACAAAAUAUU
Aricia agestis (brown argus) is the source of this 697-nucleotide messenger RNA. Its product is annotated as protein D3-like. Lineage: Eukaryota; Metazoa; Arthropoda; Insecta; Lepidoptera; Lycaenidae. The coding region runs from base 17 to 640 and encodes 207 amino acids. The record is from RefSeq and is a predicted model, not a curated record. The transcript has 4 exons.